Schistosoma turkestanicum is the source of this 1291-nucleotide messenger RNA. NCBI's taxonomy places the organism in Eukaryota, Metazoa, Platyhelminthes, Trematoda, Strigeidida, Schistosomatidae. The record is from the annotation of a GenBank genome assembly.
AUUGCUGAAAUGGAUCCAACAGACCACUUAGCAGAGCUCAAUAUAACGUCGGAAAAAGCUGAAGAGCUUCAAAAAAUUAGAGCGACAUUGCCAACAUUCACAUCCACAUCUUCGGUUGAAAGUGAAUUAGCUAAGCUGCCUACGGAAGGACCUUUCAGAGCAUUUGUUUACAAUGUAUCGUUUGCAGCUAAAAAAGACGAGGUCAUAGAAUUUUUCUCCCCACUCAAGGUCACAGAUGUUAAUAUUGUUGUUAAAGACGGUGAACCCCGUGGUUUCUGUUUUGUUGACUUUGCAAGUCGAGAAGAUCUGGCAAAAGCUCUUGAACGCUCUGAUUCAUAUCUGGCUGGUCGACAAGUCAACGUUCGCAUUGCUGCUCCCAACAAUUCUGAACGAGGUGCUUUUGGACGAGAGAAGAAUUUCCAUUCUGGAAUGCGUCGUAGUGAAAUGCCUUUCGAGCGCCAGCGAGGUGGCUACAAACCUGCCGCUCUUCGGGAUGAUGGUGAAGAUGCGGAAUCGAUUUGGAAAAGAGGAUUUGUCAGUCGUACAAGUACUUUUGGAUCAUCUGGAUUUCAAAAUCAUUCACCUUUUGAGUCUAGCUUUAAACCUGCAGCAACAACAACAACGAUAGGAGAGCGACCAAAACUUAAUUUACUUCCUCGUUCUACACCACGAAGUACAAAUGAACAGCUAUCUGAACGACAUUCAAAAAUAUUUGGUGAAGCUCGACCAGUAGAUACAGCUAGUAAAAACCGUGAAGUUGAACAACGACUAGCAUCGACUGAUCAAACUAGUGUCUUUUCUACAAAUCAUUAACUCCCUGUCUCUCUCUCUCUCUCUCUGUAUUUUAAUGUUCUGCAUACAUUAAUUUUUAAGAAUUUUUAGAAAAUAUUAUGUAUCACAACCCAGGAUGAUGGAUGAUGAUAUAUUAUUUCAUUUUUUUUGCUGUUUAUAUCAACUCUUACAAAAUUGUGAAUGCAACUUAGGAUUACUGUUAUAACGAUGUACUACUACUACUGUAAAGCUGUAUCGUAAAGUUUCCUCUAUAUUUUUCAUUAUUUUAUCGUUAUUCCUUUUUUCUUUUUUUUUUCACUGGUUUCGGCUUUGUUCCUUGUACUAAUAUGGAGAUAAUCACAAUACUUCAUGUACAGGUAUCACAGAGAAAUUAGCUCUUGUAGUAGUAGUUGACACUUAAAUUUCCAUGAAUAUCAAGUGCUUGCAUAACACAAUGAUCAUGCCUUUGUGUUUUUUUUUCUCUUCUGAUAAUAAUUAAUUAGGAUUUGAUUACAGAUAA